AUGGCUGAAGAUAACCACUCCUUGACAACUGAAUUUAUCCUCAUUGGAUUUGCAUAUAACCCAGAGCUGAAGCCCCUUCUUUUUGUUGUGCUCUUUGCCAUCUAUCUGAUCACCAUGGUGGGGAAUCUUGGUUUGUUGGCACUGAUCUUCAUGGAGCAUCGUCUUCACACACCAAUGUACAUCUUUCUGGGCAACCUGGCUCUGAUGGAUUCCUGCUGUUCAUGUACCAUUACCCCUAAAGUGUUAGAGAACUUCUUUUCAGAAGACAGAAAAAUUUCCCUCAAUGAAUGUAUGGCACAGUUUUAUUUCCUCUGCUUUGCUGAAACUACAGACUGCUUUCUUCUGGCAGCAAUGGCCUAUGAUCGGUAUGUGGCAAUAUGUAGUCCCCUGAAGUACCACACCAGGAUGUCAAAGAAAAUCUGUGUCCAGAUGACCACAGGGUCCUAUAUAGCAGGAAACCUACAUUCCAUGAUUCAUGUAGGGCUUCUUUUUAGGUUAACUUUUUGUGGUUCUCGUGAAAUCAGUCACUUUUUUUGUGAUGUUCUUCCAUUGUAUAGACUCUCCUGUGUGGACCCUUUUAUCAAUGAACUGAUGAUGCUCAUUAUUUCGGGGUCAAUUCAAAUCUUCACUAUUACCACAGUUGUAAUCUCUUAUCUCUAUAUCCUUUUCACUAUUUUACAAAUGAAAUCCAAAGAAGGAAGUGGUAAAGCCUUAUCAACUUGUGCAUCCCACUUUCUCUCUGUCUCAAUAUACUAUGGUUCUAUUCUGUUCAUGUAUGUUCGACCAAGUACCUUUAAAGAAGGAAAAAAUGAUAUACCAGGUGCUGUUUCUUAUACUCUAGUAAUUCCUUUAUUAAACCCUUUUAUUUAUAGUUUAAGAAAUAAGGAAGUAAUAAAUGUUAUGAAAAGAAUUUUGAAGAAGAGUAAUCCUCCUAUUAUUUUGAAAUAA
Molecule: messenger RNA, 948 nt
Organism: Choloepus didactylus (southern two-toed sloth)
Lineage: Eukaryota; Metazoa; Chordata; Mammalia; Pilosa; Megalonychidae
Product: olfactory receptor 5K1-like
Exons: 1
Coding region: 1-948 (315 amino acids)
Biological process (GO): sensory perception of smell; G protein-coupled receptor signaling pathway
Cellular component (GO): membrane
Molecular function (GO): odorant binding; G protein-coupled receptor activity; olfactory receptor activity
Source: RefSeq, a predicted model, not a curated record